Coregonus clupeaformis (lake whitefish) is the source of this 1349-nucleotide messenger RNA. Its product is annotated as transmembrane protein FAM155A. Gene Ontology annotation, molecular function: stretch-activated, monoatomic cation-selective, calcium channel activity. The transcript is spliced from 3 exons. Gene Ontology annotation, cellular component: plasma membrane. Gene Ontology annotation, biological process: calcium ion import across plasma membrane. The record is from RefSeq and is a predicted model, not a curated record. Bases 31 to 591 code for a protein of 186 amino acids. NCBI's taxonomy places the organism in Eukaryota, Metazoa, Chordata, Actinopteri, Salmoniformes, Salmonidae.
GCCCUGGAGAAAUAUGAGGAAUUUGAGCUUAUGACUCAGAAAUAUGAAACGGAUGCAUAUUCAGUGAGAACAUGCAUGGAUGAAUGCAAGGUUGCCUACAAACCGUGGCUGUGUGCACAGUAUUUCCCCACCACACAGAGGCAUUGUGGGAGGACUGUACCGUGUCUCCAGUUCUGCCUGGAGGUUCAGCAGAGGUGUCCAUUCAUACUGCCAGACAAUGAUGAUCUCAUCCACGGAGGAAGCCCCAGCUUCAUAUGUACAGGGCUACUAGGGAGCCAUGGGCAGCCUAACAGCCAGGCAGAGUGCUGCGACGUCCGUUGGGACUCUAAACCGGACAACCGUUCCCGUGGGACACUGAAAAGGACUCCAACUCCCUCCUGCCAUCACCAAGAGGGGGUGUCGACAUCAGUCACCUCGGCCGCCACACCCACCAGACUGUGCAGCAGCAGCGGCCGGCUGAAGCUAUGCCUGCUGGUCUUCGUUCUCCUGCACACCGUAGUCACCAUCACCACCACCUCCCACAAUUCCACUGGGGUCGUCGGCGUGGCGGCCAUUUUCCCCCUGGAGGAAAGCUCCCCCAGCGAGGAAUGAUGGGAACAAAUUUGUAAGAAAACUCUGGGUUUUAUCUGGGAAUGAGUGAGUUGCAAAACCGGUUCUGACCAGUUCUGACUGCUGUGUCUCCGUUCAGUGACAACCCUGGAAGGUCACUGGUAUGUGCUGUCGAAGCCUCAUUGGGUCACAGGAAGUGAGAGCGGUGAUGACGUGGGAGGGGCUAACACACCUCAGACCAAAGGAUCAACAUCAUAUUACCGUGUCAAUCUAAACCUGAGUUCACCGUUUCAGUCUCUUGUUUCAUCAGAAUGUACUAUAUCGUUUCCUCUCUCCUCCUUGUUCACUUUUUUGUGGAGUUUGUUGGAAUGUAAAUGGGUUGUCUUAGAACAUAUAAGAGGCAGAGAAUUUUGAAAAAGUUAUCACCAACCUGUGUGUUUCUAUCCACCCCUCUCUUCACCAGUAACAUUUAGCUGCUUUUGAGGUGCCAGACUGGAUAUGGUAACAACACUCUUGACUCAAACACUCACACACAGAGUGGUGGAGACAUUGAAGAGAUCAGUCAUAACAGGGUUCUCUCAUGGCAGUACAUAUGACUCUAAUACAGAGCCAGUGAAGAGCAGGUGUAGAAUACCUUUUCACACAAUUUUGCCGACCUGAACCGUAUUGUGCUCGCUUGGAUUAUUUUAUUUACACGGUUGCAUGGUUCCAGCAAAUAUGCUGAAUGUGUAACUGGGCCAGUGCAGUACAGUACAGCUCAGCUCAGCUUGUCUUAGCUUGGCUCAGUAGUGUGAAUAGGG